AUGGAGCUUGACGUCAAAGAACCCCGUCAAUUCAGAGGUGCAUCGCCGAACCCCUUGAUCGAUGACCUCCGAGCUCAGGACUUGCCUCGAGGCGUCCUCAUCCCCUUGAAGACCACUCAAGAAGUCCGCCAAGAUCACACGAUUGUGCAGGCGUACAUCACCAGAGCCCCUACGAAAUCCGCCAACGAUGUCAUCACUCUCCUGCGCGACAUGUGUCCCGACGGUAACGCUAAUACCUUACCGCACCUACGCAGAUGCGCGAAGCCAUCGGAUCUCCCUGCGCAUCUCAAAACGCAGUUGAUGAACGACACCCCAACGGGGCGGCAGAUUCAUACUGCGAAAUCAACCUGGAUCUAUAUCAUUGUGGGAGAAGCCAAAGACUUUUCCAAAGACGAACUGGUCGAGCUGCUGUCCAGCGUGGAAGGAAUCGAAAAAGAACCCUUCAUUAGUAUGAUUCCUGUCCCUCUGUUGGCUCCAACAUCCCAGGUCCAGGCCGCCAUGUGGUCUUCGCAGUUUUGGCCUACGGUUUAUCGCAAGAACAACCCUCUGGGGCCGCACCCAGGCAUGGUGGCGCGCGGCACCGACGAUAUCAAGUAUGACACGGCCAUCUGGAUGGCGCUGGCCCAUCGCGUCGCCCUUCAAGCCAAGGAAGCAGGCAUCGGCGAGGCCAUGGGAGCCGUCAUUGUCCAGCGAGGAGAGACCGGCACGGAGCUCGUUGGGCUCGCUGGAGAUGCCCGAUACCAUCACGAAGACGGCAUGAGCUUCGCCAAUAACCCUAUGUCGCACUGCGUCCUGCGUGCUAUCAGUAUGGUGGCUCAGAAGCUUGUCCGCUAUGAGCGAUCGGCUACCGAACAGCCAAUGGAACACGCCAACCUGGCGUACGACGCCUUCCAGGACGCACCCUUGAUUGAGCUGGAAAGGGAGUGUUUCAAGCAAGAGCACCCAAACAAAGACGGAUACCUCUGCCACGGACUGGAGCUCUAUACUACUCAUGAGCCAUGUGUGGCGUGCUCCAUGGGCGUGCUCCACUCGCGCAUGGGAAAAGCAAUAUUCUGCAAGCAUAUGCCUCGAUCAGGCGGCCUGAGCUCAGAUGAUCGUCCUAAUGGAGGUGGACGAGGAUUGGGUCUUUUCUGGCGACGAGAGCUCAACUGGAGCCUGCUGGCAUGGGAGUGGGAGAGUGACGGCUUACCUGACCUCCCCCCUGUUGAUCCAACCACUCACGUUUAGGAUUACCACCUCCGAGGACGAUAUGAGACUUGUUGCUGCCAAUCUUGGCUAGAGCAGUGCUGGAUGAUGUAUCUGUCCGAGCAGAUGAGCGCCCGAGCCGCGUGGCAUGGUUUCGACUCGAGUAUAACGCGUUUUAGCUGCGACAGAUUGCGGCUGUUUGUACGAGUAUUGUGUCAGAGAAUAUGUAUAUUGCUACGAUGCUGCCGACGACGUCGACCAAGAGGAGAGCUGCAGGACAAGGGAGAGGGGUUAGAUAAUCCUCUGUGCGCUGGAGGGACUUGGUACGAAUUACGAGGCAUCGGAUUACUAGUUUGUGGAAAACCUGUGGCUUUUGGCAGGGCAUGGCACGGCGAACGGAUUAUUGUUUU
Messenger RNA from Trichoderma reesei QM6a, 1595 nucleotides. RefSeq lists its product as uncharacterized. The transcript is spliced from 2 exons. Gene Ontology annotation, cellular component: cytoplasm; nucleus. Gene Ontology annotation, molecular function: tRNA-specific adenosine-34 deaminase activity. The record is from RefSeq and is a predicted model, not a curated record. Lineage: Eukaryota; Fungi; Ascomycota; Sordariomycetes; Hypocreales; Hypocreaceae. Bases 1 to 1227 code for a protein of 408 amino acids.